Debaryomyces hansenii CBS767 is the source of this 855-nucleotide messenger RNA. It is a transcript of the gene CBR1, whose product is annotated as Cbr1p. Gene Ontology annotation, molecular function: oxidoreductase activity. Lineage: Eukaryota; Fungi; Ascomycota; Pichiomycetes; Serinales; Debaryomycetaceae. The transcript has a single exon. Gene Ontology annotation, cellular component: endoplasmic reticulum; plasma membrane. Bases 1 to 855 code for a protein of 284 amino acids. The record is from RefSeq and is a predicted model, not a curated record.
AUGUCACAACCAGAGCCUAAUCCCUUUAUUAUAUUUGCUACUGUUGCAGCAAUAAUCUCUUCAGCUGUAGCAUAUUAUUUCUUUCAAUUAAGCAGAAAGAAUGCUCCAGUUUUAAAGCCAAAUGAUUUCCAAAAGUUUCCAUUGAUUGAAAAAACCAGAGUUUCUCACAACACAUGCGUUUACAGAUUCGGGUUACCACGGUCCACCGACAGAUUAGGUUUGCCAAUUGGCCAACAUAUUGCUAUUGGAGCAACUAUUAAUGACAAAGAGGUGGUUAGAUCUUACACUCCAAUCUCCACCGAUGAUGAAUUAGGAUACUUUGAUUUAUUGAUCAAGGCUUAUGAAAAUGGUAACAUUUCAAGACACGUUGAGUCCAAGAAGAUUGGGGAAACCAUCGAUAUCAGAGGACCAAAGGGAUUCUUCACCUACACCCCAGGUAUGGUUGAAUCGUUUGGAAUGAUUGCUGGUGGUACCGGUAUUACUCCAAUGUACCAGAUUUUGACCGCGAUUUUGAGAAACCCAGAAGAUAAGACUAAGGUCAGCUUGGUGUACGCUAACGUGACUGAAGAUGACAUUUUGUUGAAAGAAGAAUUGAACAAGAUGGCUAGAGAACACCCGGACAGAUUUAAGAUUUAUUACGUUUUAAACACCCCUCCAGAAAACUGGACCGGUGGUGUCGGUUUCGUUACUCCAGAAAUUAUGGAUAAGCACUUACCAAAGGCUUCUGAAGCCACAAACUUAUUAUUAUGUGGUCCUCCACCUAUGAUUAGUGCAAUGAAGAAGGCUGCCGUUGGCUUAGGCUACCAGAAGGCAAAGCCGGUCUCAAAAUUAGGCGAUCAAAUAUUCGUUUUCUAA